AUGCAAUAUUCAGAAUCGGACCGGUCAGACGCUUCCACUCCUGAAAUACGUAAUGUUGACACAAUUUUCGUCGCUAAACAUAAUCGAUCAGCUGAUUUAUAUCAGAAAAUUAUUGAGAUAACAUCUGAAUUGUUAGUGGCACUUGAAGAUGAAAAGAAUUACUUGAUGUGCGAUGUCUUAUAUGCUUGGGCAGUUAAACAACAAAAAAUUAGUAUUGGUACACUAUGGGCUCAACAAGUGCACUAUAAUCUUCUUGAUACAAUUGAUAAAUUUGAAUAUUUUGGUGAGUUACUUGAGCAAACUCUAUCUGGUUUAAGUUAUCUCAUGAAAAAGUGCCCUAAUGACGGUUUCGAUAUAUUUUAUGCCAAAUUACAAGAAACCGCUCUUUAUUUUUUAUACUAUUCUAUUAUCGUUUCUCGCCAACCACCAUCUGUGGUCAUCAAAUGUGGAGAAGCUGAGAAUCACAGACGAAGUCGAUUUUGGUUUAAUACCGAAAUAAGGGUUUUGGGUGGACGAGCAUUUAAAGUUGAUGAAAAUGGAAAGGGUGUUCAAGUUGAAUGUUUUCUUAUAACUGACGACACCGCUCGGCAACUGUUAGCAGAUGCAUAUCACAGAAUUUUUGAAAACGAAGAAUUUUCGAUUGAACCUCAGUUAGCAAGCUUCAAUUUGUUGGAAAUGAACGGUUUAUUAGCAAAGUUCGAAGAUAUGCGCGUCUCGAAAAAAGAUCACCUUCGUCGUGAUUCUGUGGCAACUAAGCGUUAUUGUUUAUGCUACAACAUACAAUUAAACGCUUCGCAUGGCAUUGAGUUAAUCGGUAAAAAAGUCUCGUUACCCUUUGCUAUUUUAGUUGGGCCGAAAAGUGAAGUUGAAGCAAGAUUAUUUCUCGAACGAUCAUUCGCAAAUCUUGUUCGACAACCUUUAAGCGAUGUACCUAAAUUUGUGAGUUGUCAAGAAAUGGUGGACGCUUUAGAUAUGAAAAUUUCUGUUUUACAGGAUAAGAAACAUUUACUUAUAAGACUGAACCCAGAUCGUGAUGGAGAAAUUAAUCUUGAAAACUUCACCAAACUAGCUGUUUGUCAAGAAUAUAGCAUAAAAAAGGUAUCGAAUGAAGGUGAGUGGAAAUUGCUACCUUUUUCUGAGUGGUUUUUCAAGACUGCGGAAAUUAUCAACAAAUAUCUUUAUCAGCUUUGGUUUGAAGGGCUUGUCUACGGUUUUUGUGGUAAAGACGAAGCGGAAGAGUUAUUACGGUCUCUACCUUAUUCUUGUCUUCUUAUACGAUUCUCCGACGUAGAAUAUGGUAAAAUAAAAGUUAGUGUACGAUAUCGUAAUGGUGUAAUCCAACAUCACUGGUAUAAUCAUGCAGACCUCAGCGCAAGACCACUGCAAAAAGAAUUGUUGACAAAUCACAAAUUCUCAGAAGUCGACUAUAUUUAUCCAAAUAUCAACUUAAAAACUGCGCUUGGAGAUCGGCAAAAACCAAAUGAUUUUCAAAAACCUAGGAUUCUUAAUCCUACUCCUUUCUACUUCGAUAACCAAGGAGCCGCAACAUCAUCAUUCUGA
This is a messenger RNA of Dracunculus medinensis (Guinea worm), 1560 nucleotides long. Lineage: Eukaryota; Metazoa; Nematoda; Chromadorea; Rhabditida; Dracunculidae. The record is from the annotation of a GenBank genome assembly.